Messenger RNA from Stylophora pistillata, 2034 nucleotides. RefSeq names its product bifunctional hemolysin/adenylate cyclase-like. NCBI's taxonomy places the organism in Eukaryota, Metazoa, Cnidaria, Anthozoa, Scleractinia, Pocilloporidae. The record is from RefSeq and is a predicted model, not a curated record.
AUGUCUGAUAAAUCAAUUCCAACUUUUUUAGAAAAGUUAAAAAUCCAGCUGGCCCAGGUAAUAGAUCCUCCAGGCUUUGGUACUGACGCCCCUACGGCAGAAGGCACCACUACCGAAGAAACAACUGACGACACGCAAACACAGGAUGCUGCAUCUGGAAGCACAUUUAGCUAUGGGUCAAACCCUAUUGGAGAUACAGGUGGUGUUGAGGGUUCCGCUAGCGAUUAUGCUUUUCUUGGAAACACACCAGGGCUCGGGGGACUACCAGCUUUUCCUCCAGCAUUUCUGCCAGAUAUCACCAUUAUUAAUGAUGAAUUAAUUGCCGAUCCUUUAGGGGUUGCUGAUUUAUUUGUAGAAGAAGUUGAAGACACGCCUAUUCCUCUCUUUACUGAAGGCGAUGACGUUGUUGACUUUAACGAUGUUGUUCCUGGAAGCUUUUUAGGAUCUCCUUUAGAUGCUUUAGGAGGUAACGAUAUCGUCACCUUUACAAGCUCUGCUGCUUUAUCGACAGCACUUGGGCUCACAGGCGUUGAAUUUACUGGUGGUCCUGGAAUAGAUCUUCUUUUUGGGGGAAGUCUUAGCGAAAUCUUUAAUGGAGGCCCCGGCGAUGACAUUAUUUCUGGUGGUGCAGGAGAUGACAUCAUUAACGGCGGAGAUGGUGACGACCUUAUCUUGGGAGGCUUUGGGUCUAACAGCUUAUUUGGUGGUGCUGGAGAAGACACGAUUGAUUAUUCAGGGUCUCCAACACCUGUUUUUGCCGAUCUAUUAUCCCUCAAUGCAAACAAUACCUCCUUAGCAAUACCCCCUGUAGAUCAAGAAAUUAAUGAUACUUUGGGAGAAGACAUUGAGAAUGUAAACGGUUCGCCUUUCGAUGACAUUAUUUUUGGCAAUGCGUCCAGCAAUAGCCUCGUUGGAAAUGCUGGAAAUGACUUUAUCGACGGAGGUGGUGGUAACGACAACCUCUUUGGGAAUGCAGGUACUGACGACCUUUUUGGUGGUGAGGGUGAUGAUACAAUCAAUGGCGGCGCUGAUGACGACUUUUUAGACGGCGGCGCAGGAAGUGACACUUUAAAUGGCGAUGAAGGAGAUGAUCAACUUUCUGGAGGAGAAGAUAACGACCUUCUAAAUGGUGGUACUGACGAUGACGAUCUAGAUGGUGGUGCUGGAGACAAUACACUUGAUGGUGGCGCUGGGUCCGAUACAGCCAACUACAGCAUAUCUAUUGGACCAGUUGAAGCAAGUCUUGCAGCAGGGACUUCCUCCGGAAUUAAUCAUGAUGAUGUUCUUGUUGAUAUCGAAAAUCUUGAAGGCAGUGAUUUUAAUGACACAUUAACAGGGGAUUCAGGCAGCAACAUAAUUAAUGCCAAUGAUGGCGAUGACUUGGUGAAUGGAGGCCUAGGUGAUGAUGACCUAGAUGGGGGCGAUGGAUUCGACACAGCAGACUACUCAGAUGCGCCUGGACCUGUAACUGUCAGCCUUGCCGAUGAAACUGCAACAGGUGCUGCAGGAGAUGAUAUCGUUGAAAACUUUGAAGAAGUCAUUGGUUCUGAUUCUAAUGACGUUCUUGAGGGCAACUCUGAGGACGAUAUUUUGAAUGGGGGUCUUGGGGACGAUAGACUCCUUGGAACAGCGGGUGAAGAUACACUUCGAGGUGAAGGUGGACAAGAUACUGUUGAUUAUUCUUCCGCCUCUAGCGGAUAUGUUAUCGACCUUGAAUUUGGCGAAGCCUUUCAAGGGGGCGUAGAAGACGAAUCAUUCGAAAAUCUCGACGCCUUAGAAGGAAUAGAAAAUGCCAUUGGAACAGAAUUUGAUGACUUCAUGUACGGGGAUGACAACGUCAACACAUUUUCUGGACUUGGCGGUGCCGACGACCUCCACAUGAAUGGUGGUAACGACGUCGGUUUUGGUGGAGCCGGAAAUGAUAGACUCUUUGGUGGAGAGGAUGACGACCAGUUAAGUGGCGGGGAUGGCAAUGAUAUCAUCGACGGGGGCACAGGAUCCGAUACAGCCAAUUUCCUUUUUUCUUCCAGUGCC